AUGCUUGUAACAUGGAAACAGGCCCAGUCCUCCAGUGAUGAACAAAAGAUGACCAUGUUGUGCACAGCAUUGACAAAGAUCGGAAGAGCAGAUAUUGCUGAAUUUCUGCACGGAGCGCCUGCACCCAGACCACAGCAUAGUCAGAGACCAGACCAAGAACCAAGGCUGGGGGCUCCUAGCUACCAAGAAGCUGGUAACAAAACCGGGGACAGUUUGAAGCAUGAGACCAGCCAGGACACAGAGGUGCCAAGGUCACCAGAGCCCAGCCAUCUUCAAAAGGUGUUAGAUGAAGUCAACAAGCUGAAGAAGAAUCUUUCUGCAAGGGAGCAGUUGGAUAGCAGAGUACAGUUACCCUACAUGGCCAUUGGGUACUUCAACGAGAAGGGCGGAAGCUUGUCCCUGGAUGAGUAUGGCGUGCACCUCACCAUCCCGCGUGGUGCAAUAGCUUCAGGCCCUCCACAGCAAGUCUACAUCUAUGUUGACCCUACGGCACCACAGAAGGGUGCAGUUGAGUCGACAGUGGUCUCGCUUUCACCAACUGUCAAGUGCGGCCCCGAAGGGUUGAGAUUUAAAGAGAGUGUUGUGCUGUCCUUUCCUCACCACGCUGUUUUGGGAGGUCAACCAUAUGACAACCUAGAUGUAAGAAUGCGUCAUGACGACUCGCAGGAGAGGCGAUUGAAGGAUGGCAAUCCUGCUUUAGUCACGGAGAAAGAGGUGUUUGUCCUGGCCGAUCAUUUCACCAAUUUUGAUCUGGUUGGCGCACCUACUCCUGGAAGCAGUAAGCGGAUGAAGGUCGCUGCCUUUGGAGGCGUCCUUGGCAUGCAAAGUCGUCAGUAUGCGUUUCGGGUCCAUGUUUGGAACGACGAUACAAGUGUUGAACGGUAUGUCAUCCGAGAAGAAGAGCAGCGCAUGAACUCAAAGAUGUUGGACGUUUCCAGGAAGAUACUGUUUGUCUGGGAUAGCGGGAACUUGGCUGUCAGAGUAUCAGAUCUUAACGGUGGUUGGACAUUUUGGGGAGCGAGGGAAGAGGCCAUCGUUGAAAGAAACGUACAACUCUUCCCUGAGAACUCCGUAACAUUCAACCUGAAACGGGAAGAUUCACAAGACAGAGGGCUUUACUGUAUUGCUCGCACAUUCCAGCGUUCUCCAACUGAAGAUUCGGGGAAUCAAUCCAUCGCUGAUCUUAAAAUCAAUCCGAAUGCUCCUGAUGAUAUUCUGUCUACUGAAGGAAGAAGUCGCUGUACAUGCUACACAAGUGACGGGGUAGCUGUUGUGUGUGACAACUGCAUGGCAGAUAUUGGAACAAAUGAUCACGGAGAGGUUAGCGCACACGAUUACGGUGGAUUGUCAGAGGAAAGGGUAAACUCCUUAUGUUCUUAUCUCAGCAUCAAUGAUAGACAUCUUACACUCCUGGAAAAGAUUCGCAAUUUGGAGGGCAGAUCUAGACAGGAUCUCAUCGGAGAGAACAGAAUUCGCGCAAGAAACGUACUGGAAAUCUUUUUUAACGGUCGCAGACGUACAUUCAGUAAUGUAACAGAUAACGAAGCGAUAGAGUCACUGGUACAGAUACUGAUUGAGUUGCAAUUCACAGGCGCUGUAGAUAUCAUCAGACAAGAUUUCGACGAGCCCAUGGAGGUACAGUAGUGAUAAAUAAUUAAGCAGUUAUGCAGUAGUAGGCGUAUAUAGUACGUGUAAAAGUAGUAUAUUAGUUGCGCGUGCUCAUUCGCGAGUUAAUUACUAGUUUUGCGCGCCACUAAAUUUCUCGCGAUUGCUCUUUUUGGUAACAUUAAUAAAAUAUAUAAAUUGCUUGUUUUCCUAGCAUGUUGCCGUUUAUUCUUACGCAGUUCUACCGAUUUGUCAUUGUUGUAAAUUUUAAACUGUGAAAUGUAGAUAAGUUUCUUUUUCCACAGGGUGAGUCAAAAAUGCGGAACCCAAACCUCCACAAAUAUAUUUCAUAUAAAAUAUG
Messenger RNA from Patiria miniata (bat star), 1966 nucleotides. Its product is annotated as netrin receptor UNC5C-like. The transcript is spliced from 8 exons. Gene Ontology annotation, biological process: netrin-activated signaling pathway. Bases 1 to 1644 code for a protein of 547 amino acids. Gene Ontology annotation, molecular function: protein binding; netrin receptor activity. The record is from RefSeq and is a predicted model, not a curated record. Lineage: Eukaryota; Metazoa; Echinodermata; Asteroidea; Valvatida; Asterinidae. Gene Ontology annotation, cellular component: membrane.